GCCGCUGCCUCCCAGAACUGAAUUGAAAGUUUCGAGUAUUGAAAAGUUAUGUUGUUUUGAAUGGAUGUUUGAAGAUUUUAAUACAAAUGAAGCUGUUUGAUUAAUUUUCGUGAAGGUGUUAUUUGUGUAACAGCUUUUAUGGUUUCGGAUAACAUUGAGAAGGAAUUGCUUUCUUACACUGCUCAACAUUCAGAAAUGAAUGAAACCAAGUGUGGCGGAUUAAUACUGGAUACGAUCGACCAACUUCGGAAACGAAAAGCGAGACCGGAUUUUGAUAGAAUAUGCCAUAUGCUUGCCAGAAGACAUGGUUUGAAGCGAGCCGCUGUGACAGACGAAUUGAAUAGGCUAGUGAAUGAGCGAAAAGUGAUUAAAGUCGAUUAUAAAGGAAGUACCAGCUACAGAAAUGCGGCCAAAUGGAUCAAAACCAAAACACAAUUUCACGGAAGUUGUCACACGUCGUCAGAUUUAUCAACAGUUGUUCUUGAUGCAGUUCGUGUACUUACUAUUCCUGCAGAAGGUCAACAACAGUUAAGAAGUGCUUCAGUGCAAGACAUUGAACAGUAUCUUUUGAAAGCAGAUUCUCAGUUUUCGUUCAAUCCUGCGAUGAUACGUGCUUACGUGGAUAAAGAAGUUGUUAAAGGAAAUCUUCAUCAACUGCCAUCUGGCGAAUAUAUUCCACUGAAAAUUCAGCUUUCUGAAAAUGUGAGCAAUGAAGAAACAUCUUCCAACAGCUCCAAAAGUGAUGGUGUUCCUCCUGCUAAGUCAUGGAAGCCUGUGAAUGAUGCAAAAAGUCCAGAAGCAACCAAAGAUCCCAAGCCAAAUCGUUGUGAUUAUUGUUUACUGACUGCUUCUGCCAAUAGGAAAGGUGAACCUGAAGAUCUUUUGGUGUGCAAAGACUGCAGUUCUAAAGCUCAUCCUAGUUGUAUGGAAUAUACAAAAUUGCUGCCAGAUUAUUGUCCUUUACCUCGAAAUUGGCAGUGUCCUGAUUGCAAAACGUGCAUUGUUUGUGAUGAGACAGCUGGCUCUAAUGAUCUGCUGACUUGUUAUAUGUGUUUUGAAGGCUAUCAUAUGAAUUGCCAUGAGCCAAGAGUUACCAUCAAACCAUCUGGAGUAUGGCUCUGCAGUGACUGCGAAACCAACACAAAAACAGAAACUGAUGAUGAAAGUUACGAACCAAAUGUUUCAUAUCAGUCUUCCAACGAUGGCUUUCUAAAGAGCAUACAAGAAUACCCUGCAUCAAUACCUUUAGCUAAAAAGUGGAGCAUAGGAAAUGUUGAAGCGUUUAUUAGACACUUAGGUUAUGAUGAUGAGGCUUCUGCUUUUCGUGAGCAAGAAAUUGAUGGAAUGUCUCUUUUACUCAUGAAAAGAAAUGACGUUUUGACUGGUCUCGGUAUCAAACUUGGUCCUGCUCUGAAAAUUUAUAAACAUAUUGUCAAGCUGCAGUGUAACUGAGUUUUGUUGGUUGUUCUAGUCUUGCAUCUGUGUCAAACAUGCUUAAUUUUUAUGCUUGAAUUUUUAUUUGCAUUUGUUAGUCAAACAAAUGAAUGCUUAAAAUAUAUCUUGCAAUUUUGACUACCUCAAAUAUUGAUUUUAAUAAAACAAAGAAACAUUUUAAAUUGCUUGUCAUGAAUGAAAUAUCUGGACAUUAUUUUUAAAUUUCUGCUAUUUAUGAUGCAAAAAGUCUGUGAAGGAAAUUUAAGUUCGUAUUCUUCAUUAAAAUAGCAUUAUAUAUUCUCAUCUUUUAUCAUUGAAACAAUUAAAGCCGAAUACAUCUCUGGAGUGUCCUGAGGCUGAUCUUAGUAGCAAAACCAAUGCCUCAUACGCUCUCUAGAUAUUCAUGAGACAUGCUAUUGUCAUUUUGUGUUGAUUGUGUACAUAUUCCCUAUCUACAAACCUGUAUAGUAAUGUAUGGUGCUCUUAAAGAAAUCCUAUGAUCGUGGACAUUCUUUUUAAACAGCAUGGGCAUUUAUGUAGGAUAUUUACAUUCUCAACAAACUUUUUAAAUGGUUUUCCAUACAUUCUGUGCAACUACAUCAAACUUGUAACCCUAUAUAUAUCUUGCUUCCAUUAAUUUUAUUAAUAUAUUCUUCUGAAGUGUGUAAGGAAAAAAAUAUUAUUUUCUGCUCAGAUAUAUUCCGUACAUUAUGAAAAUAUCUUCUGAGAGAAAUAUAUCAAUAUUCUAAUGGCCUUAAAUUUCCCAGAUUUUACUGUCACACAUUUUAGCUAGUCACUAAAUUUCAUUGAAUAUUAUUGUACAGAUUUUGUAACUUUUUUUAUGUACUAUCCUUGCAAGGUGCUACUUAAAAUCUGGAAUUAGCACUGCAACAGUAGGUUAUUCAGCAAUGGCCACAAUAAUUAUUGUGAAUAUACAUCGAUUCAAUGCAUUGUUAUACUGUAGCCAUUCACAACUCUUUUUCUUUUGUUAUUGAAAAAUGUUUUAAUUUUGCCUAUCCCGAUUAUCCGCAGAGGUGGGGGUAACCGGGGAUAAGUGAAUUCGCGGAUAAUCCGCAAACUGGGUAGAAACAAUGCUAGUGUAUGAAAUAGCUUAAAAAUACCAGUUGCAAUCUCAUACAUUUAAAUUACAGCUAAUAGGAUAAUAGUAUGUAAAAAUUGCAUGUAAAAGCUAAAAAAGGAUCACUCAUUUUAACAAACGGAUUACACACUUAUGCAAGCAAAUCGUGCAAACAGAUUACCUGCAACAGAUAAAGCUAGGUUAGGUACACUUAAAACGCAAUGGGGAAGGGUCGAGAAUUUUUUCAAGACAGGAUUCAGUCACUCGUUUACGUGCGUAAGUAGUGAGCAUCUAAAAUUUAGUAAGUGACCUAGAUCUGAAAACCAGUAAGUAGUGUAGACUUAAAGCAGUAAUAAGUAGUGAAGAUCUUAAAAUCAGGGGUAACUACUAGGUAGAUUUCGGUAACCUUGGAAGUUUUGAUGUAAUUGAAAAGGAGGGGGGAAAAUGCCCAAAAUUUUUGCACUUGUUUCGUUAAAAGGUGUCCAUUUAUCUACAUUCAAAACUUUAUCGCCGAAAAAAAAUGCUUUUGAAAGUGUGAGAGAUUGCGGAUAAUCCCUUCCGCGUAUUAACCACUCACGGAUAAUCGGGAGUUUAAGGUACUUCUAUGUUAAAUUUUUUUUAUUUAUUUAUUUCUUAGUAUUGUUUUUUUAUUUUGAAUAUAGUAACCAAAAUUUGCACGGCAUUAUCAUCGAUAGAGAAAGACAUAUAAGUUGUUAAAUAACUUGUUUUUAAACUUCUGAAUCCUGGGGAUGAUUACAUUUGCUUCCUAAAUUUGUGCUUUUGUGGUUUCAAAAUUACAAGAAUAUCUAUUUAUUUUAUUAUAAGCAAAUCAAGAGAUGUUGAACGUAACUAUAAAAAAAUAGCACAAGAUGAAAGUUUUUUUUUUCUCUCUUUAAGAUCUUUAGGUUUUGUGAUCAUAUAUAAGUAUGUGUUCUAGAAUUCAAAACAUUGAAUUGAAGUUUAAAAAAUUGCAUUUCCAUUCAAGUCCUUAAUUAUCUGAAACAGUUGUUAUAUAUUUUACAAAUUUCUUAUCAAAAUAUUUCCCAUAGAUUUAUUUUUCUUUGAACCAAUAUGUGAUUUUUUGCAGAUAUAAUUCAGAUUUAGUUUUAGAUACGCUUCAGUGUCAGAUAAAUUGAAGUUUCCCUUUAAAUCAAACUGGUGGUUAAAAAAUUUCAGAAUUGCUAAUAAUGCAACACAGCUAUCGCUUCUUCCAUUCCACUUUUUUGAAAUUUAAAAAUUAUUGUAUUUCUGCUUUUAAAUAAGUAAACAAAAUGCUUCACUUUUUAUUCACAAAAAGACUUUCAUAUUUAUGUUAAAAUAUAAACAAUAUUCUCUGCCAAAAACUGGCAAGAAAAAUAACAUUCACACUCCAUGAAAACAGUUCUACUGUUUUAUCCAAAUUUCUUCAUGGUAGUAGCCAUUGCAAAAAAAAAAAAAAAAAAAAAAAAAAAAAAACCCUAAAAAUAAUGUAAUGAAAAAACAAUAGAUAGCAAGGGUUAUAAUUUAAUUAAAUAUUACAGAAAAUAUAUAAAACAUUACAGACAGUAAUAAAUUGAUGAAUAAUAAAUGCAAAUUGGCACCUUAAGAACUCCUCGGAGAGCAAGUUCAAUAGACUCAUGCAGUGAGCAAUGAAAAUUGGUACCACACAUAUGUCUUCUAAUUUAUGAAUGACAAUUUGCUGCAUUUGACUAAAUUAAUAUUGGCAGGCAAAAUUUCAAACUUAUGUUGACAGUCAAAAAGAUCAAACUAAAAGUCUAACUAGUAAUAUAUCUUUGCAAAUUAAUAUAAAGUUAAUUAUCUCAUUGUUCUCUUGCAAAAUUAUUUUGAAUCAUUUUAUAAUUGCCACAUAAAUUAACUUUUUUUCUUUGUAACUCUCAUAGUUUGCAUGUAAACAGUAAAGGAGUUACCAAAACUUCAAGCUUUAUCUUCAUUGCAUUGUAUCAGAAUCAUACACAUUGUUUCUCCUGAAAUUGUUCAUUGUUAAUAUUAAGGAGGUAUUCUAGUCUAGAGGCUUGAGUUUAAGGUGAUUUUACGGGCAUAAUAGAAAAAAAAAAAACAGUUGCUAUUUUCAUUAUUCCUUUUUAUUAGUUUUUAUUGAUACUUUAAAAGCAUAAAAAUGCAUAAUAGUUGGAAAAAAAAAUCAAAAUUGAAGCUGGUGAAGACUGGCAAAGUGGGGACUCUAAAAAAAGGGGGGUCUCAUGUUUGACAUGAUUCCAAUCCUCCAGGUGAUCUGAAACAUAAAGUUAAGGUUACUUCUUAUUGAACAAGGAUGUAGAAUUGUCUGGACGUAGCCGAUUUGAAAAUAUUUUUUUUUCACAAAAUGACGUUGUUUUGAAAAAAAAAGUUCAAUUUUUGACUCUUUUUUUGAACUUAAGUAUUUUUUUAAAAAUAAAAAAAUACAAAAACCCCUUCGCUGAGACAAUUUUGAUAGUACUAAGAAAGUAUGUACCAAAUUUCAAGUAAAUCAGUGCAUUAGAACUUGAGAUAUCAUGUAUAUCUUGUCAACCAUAUUGAAAAAACUAGUUUCGAGAAAAACGCAUUUAAAGUCUGCAGUCUCAUUUAAGCAAAAGAGUUUAUUUUAACAAAAUUAACUGUAACUCUAAAAAUAAUUUGAGCUCCCAUAAAUCCUCUUAGAAACUUAUUCUUAAAGGUCUAAACUUCGAGAAUAUGAAAGAAAAAAAAUUGAUUUUUUUUUUUUUGAUUUUCUAGUCUAGAAUACCCCCUUAAAGUUCUAUGUUUCUCUUUGUAUGUAUGGACGCAGCUUUACAAUGUAAAGCAAUACCUGGGUUGCCAAUUGCAUUGUGCGGAGUGGCAUCGCAAAAAUAUCGAAACUCCGCGAAAGAGUGCUAGCAUGACAUACUGUUUAAAGCUUUUUUUUGUUUUUAUGCCAGUGCUUAAAAUGAUUAUCCAAGCUCUAAAACAAUUUUAAAUAAGUGGUUUUAGUAUUAUUGAAUUUUAUGUUCUGUAUGCUCAUAUUUUUACUCGACAUUUUAAAUACAAAGCUAGCUGCUCCUCAAAAUUUCAAAAUGCUCCUCAAAAUUGCCACAGAUGCUCCUCAAAUUGUUUCCCUAAAGUUGGCAUCCCUGAGUACAUGCUGCUAACCUAUACAUACAAAAUGUUAAAAAAGAAAAAAAGAGGAUUUCAAUCUUUUUCGCCCA
Uloborus diversus is the source of this 5670-nucleotide messenger RNA. RefSeq names its product histone acetyltransferase KAT6B-like. The coding region runs from base 139 to 1452 and encodes 437 amino acids. The record is from RefSeq and is a predicted model, not a curated record. NCBI's taxonomy places the organism in Eukaryota, Metazoa, Arthropoda, Arachnida, Araneae, Uloboridae. Gene Ontology annotation, molecular function: DNA binding; protein binding. The transcript has 8 exons.